GACCAAGUCUCAAAUUUAAGACCCGGUCCUAAUAGAACCCUUAUACAGGACCAGGGUCUGAUGGUCCAGGACCUGGACUUUAACAACCCUAGUCCCAGCGCUAGGACACCCUCAACACUCAUAUUUUGA
Funneliformis caledonium is the source of this 129-nucleotide messenger RNA. The record is from the annotation of a GenBank genome assembly. NCBI's taxonomy places the organism in Eukaryota, Fungi, Glomeromycota, Glomeromycetes, Glomerales, Glomeraceae.